GCCUCAUUGGCACAUGUCCCGGCGGGGUGGAGCGUAGCGGGGCUGCCUCUUGUUUUGCGGUUUUGUUUUCUGAGCCUCACAACAGUGCAGCUGCUGCGACCGUGAGGACAGGAGAGGAGAGUCAGACGCCAACCGGCGAAUUUUCGGUGCACUUCAUUUUCCCGGCGCAGUCAGAAUCCUGAGAGGUGAAUCUGUUUGUGCGCAGUUUCCAGGGACAGUGACUGAGGCGAGGACUGGACCUCUGCAGAGGACACACGGGGACGGUUACGGCUGCUGAUCAUCGUUGUCCUUCCAGCGCUGACACCGUCCACACUGUCCCCAAGGAGCCAGUUAACUCCGGAGCGUCUUCGUCGCUGAAUGGGUGUGAGUGUGAGGAGAAUACUAAUUAACGGCGCGCUGCGUCCUGCCGAGGCGCACCGCGUCCCCCGCUGCUGCUGAGGGCCACAGCAGAGCCGAUCAGUCAUCCAGAGCGCACCGGGGCCUGCGCACCAACUCAGCCCCGACCUGAGGAAUUUUACACCGUCAGCCCGGGACUCAGUGAGCGCGGUCUGAGCACCAGGACAGGGGCUGGAUAAAACCCUCCAGCAGCUGCAAACACAAAGACUCCAAAAUGGGCAACAGCUUCUCCAACAUCUCUGCCUUCCAGUCUCUUCACAUCGUCAUGCUGGGGUUGGACUCUGCAGGGAAGACCACAGUUCUAUACAGACUCAAAUUUAACGAAUUUGUCAACACGGUUCCUACGAUCGGCUUCAACACCGAGAAAAUCAAGCUGAGCAACGGCACCGCGAAGGGCAUCAGCUGUCAUUUCUGGGAUGUGGGAGGCCAGGAGAAGCUGAGGCCCCUGUGGAAGUCCUACAGCCGGUGCACCGAUGGGAUCAUUUACGUUGUGGACUCUGUGGAUGUUGACAGGCUGGAGGAGGCCAAGACUGAGCUGCACAAAGUCACCAAGUUUGCGGAGAACCAGGGGACGCCGCUGCUGGUCAUCGCCAACAAACAGGACCUGCCCAAGUCCCUCCCUGUGGCGGACAUCGAGAAGCAGCUGGCCCUGCACGAGCUCACCCCCUCCACCACCUAUCACAUCCAACCCGCGUGUGCUAUUAUCGGCGAGGGACUUCACGAGGGCAUGGACAAACUGUAUGAAAUGAUAGUGAAGAGGAGGAAAUCCUUAAAGCAGAAGAAGAAGCGGUAACAGCAGCUGAGUCUGUGGACACGCUUAGUCUCACUUGCUGUAAGGAAUCCGGGUUCUGCCAGUGUUGCCCUCCACAGGUUUACUUUGCAGUGAUUUUUUUUUUUUACAUCCUUAGUUUGAAUUAAAGCUGUUUGAUGCUGUGAAGCCCUGCUGACUGAUGCUCUGCACACAGGAGGCUGCCUCAGCGGCUGCAGGAUAUAAAUACAGGUUAACCAAAAAGACUAAAGAAACUUGAAAUGACUCUUCAGACCUACAGCACGGAGGAGGAGAAACAGGCUGGCCUGUUUAUCUGCUGCUUUAUCACACACUUUUGAAGAGGCUCCUGCAUUGCUGCUCCCUGAGGACUUUUAUGGACUGAUAUUGUUUAUGUCCGUCCACAGGACAUGUGCUGUGGACACACGUUUGAUUUUGCACGUGGUUCGGGUCAUUGUGCCCCCUGCUCUUUUGUGUUUAGGGGAAACAGACAUCUGUACUAUCAGUCUUUGAUCACAGAUGUUUCGCAGACUGUUUCUUUCUUGGAGCAUUGAAGUAGCCUUUCCUCUGUGUGGUGGGCUGAGGACAGAGCGUCCACGACUUUGCACUUUUCAUUUCCUAACAAACAGUAGAAAACUACACUGUAUUAAUAGAGGAGGAGAUCCAGGUGGUUUAUGUACUAAGAGAAGCCAAAUUGAAGUAUUUUUUGAAUAUUAAAAGUUUUAAAAUCCAUGAUUUGGGUCUGUUCUUCAUUUGCAUGUGGCUGAGGUGAAAGUGAUGGAGGUGAAAGUGAUGAUGGUGGAAGUUACACUGGCAGCAGGAAGUGGAUGAUACAAACAGCUUGGCACGAUAAAGGACCUGAGAACUGACCUGUCUGAUUUUUUUCUGGAUACACUCUGGUGUGGAUCAAAGAGAGGUCAAAAGGUCACAGAGUUCCUUACAGAAGGUUAACUGAGAAGGCCUCAGCACAGAUUUCUGUUUGAAUCUUCUGCACAUGAAGUGAACAUCUGGAGCAAAGCCAGAGCUCAUUUGUGAAAUUUAUUUAUCUGCAUUGCAGUGCUGUGUAUUCUGCUUCACGGCAGAGUUUACUGUGGAAACCAGUGCUCGAACUGGACCAGUGUGUCAGGCUUCUGUCCUCAGAACCAUUCAUUCUCCCACACUACUUUUUAUUAAUGUAGCACUUACUCUGCAGGUAUUUUUGGACAGAACAGGCCUGUUUCCUCAUCAUGUAAGGCACAAAUCUACAGCUGCUACAAAUCACAUGAAAUAUCUCACAUUACUUUCAACCAUUUUCAGACACAC
Toxotes jaculatrix (banded archerfish) is the source of this 2464-nucleotide messenger RNA. RefSeq names its product ADP-ribosylation factor-like protein 4C. The record is from RefSeq and is a predicted model, not a curated record. Gene Ontology annotation, molecular function: GTPase activity; GTP binding. Gene Ontology annotation, cellular component: cytoplasm. Gene Ontology annotation, biological process: endocytic recycling; intracellular protein transport. Bases 611 to 1189 code for a protein of 192 amino acids. The transcript has a single exon. NCBI's taxonomy places the organism in Eukaryota, Metazoa, Chordata, Actinopteri, Toxotidae.